This is a messenger RNA of Poecilia latipinna (sailfin molly), 4548 nucleotides long. RefSeq names its product sialidase-3-like. The coding region runs from base 163 to 1395 and encodes 410 amino acids. The transcript has 3 exons. Lineage: Eukaryota; Metazoa; Chordata; Actinopteri; Cyprinodontiformes; Poeciliidae. The record is from RefSeq and is a predicted model, not a curated record. Gene Ontology annotation, biological process: ganglioside catabolic process; oligosaccharide catabolic process. Gene Ontology annotation, molecular function: exo-alpha-sialidase activity. Gene Ontology annotation, cellular component: membrane; intracellular membrane-bounded organelle; cytoplasm.
AUGUACUUCUCGCUUCGUUGCCGUCUUAGUUUCUGCAUGAACCUUCACCAUCACUGUCGUGAACAUCAGAGGUUCCUGGUUUCGCAGCCAAAUGGACUUUGUAACGCCGAGCCGAGGCUAGAGGCAGGUCAAGAGCGACAGGUGAAGGAACUCUAAUCCGCCAUGGGGAACAAAUCAUCGAAAGGUGUGAGCGUCGAGGAGCCCCCUAAAACAACUUUGUUUGAGAGGGAAUCAUGUGGGAUCACAUACAGGAUUCCAGCUCUGCUCUACCUGAGGCAUUGUCACACAUUCCUCGCCUUUGCAGAGAAAAGAACCUCCUUUCAUGACUACGACGCCAAACGUCUGGUUAUGAGAAGAGGAUUGCUACAAGAGGAUGGAUCUGUUCAGUGGUCGUCGAGUCAGGAGAUUUCGACUGCAUUUCUGCCAAACCACCGCACAAUGAAUCCCUGCCCUGUGUAUGAGAAAAACAGCAAGACGCUCUUCCUCUUUUUCAUCUGCAUAUGGGAACACACCACAGAAAUAAAGCAGAUUGUGACAGGUAAGAACAAGGCCCGUCUUUGCUGCGUGAGCAGCAGCGACGACGGGCAAACCUGGAGUCAAGCGAUGGACCUUACAGAGAGUGUGAUCGGGGAAGCCAUACACAAAUGGGCCACUUUCGCGGUCGGGCCUGGCCACGGCGUUCAGUUGGAGAACGGCAGGCUGAUCAUUCCUGCGUACGCCUACUACAUCCCGUACAGAUGCUGUUCCUACCCACUUCCUUGUACGGUGUGCCCACGCGCGCUGUCGAUAUACAGCGAGGACUUGGGACAGACGUGGCGUAUCGGGAAGAUGCUUCAAAAGAAGUCAUGCGAAUGCGAAAUGGCGGAGAUCAUCGACCACGAGGGAAGGAGCCACCUUUACUGCAACGCCCGGCACACAGGCGGCCACAGGUGUGAAGCCCUGAGCGAAAACAGCGGCGUCUACUUUGAUAAGCCCCACAUGGCCAGGGAGCUCGUCGAGCAGCCCUCGGGUUGCCAGGGCAGCGUCAUCGGCUUCCCCGCGCCCGAAUUCGUCCCCAACGACGACGCCGAGAGCAAGGCCUGCGGCACGUCGCUCCUCUCACCAGACACUCAAACCUGGCUCCUGUUCAUGCACCCGACCAACAAGUCCGACCGGCGGGACAUGGGCGUGUACUUGAACCGAUCCCCCUUGCACUCGUCCGGGUGGGACCGGCCCAGGAUCAUCCACAGGGGGCCGAGCGGUUACUCGGACCUGGCCUACAAUGUGGACAAGGAUCAGUUCUCCUGCCUGAUGGAGUGCGGGAAGGAAAGCGAACUGGAGCAAAUUGCCUUCAUGACCUUUUCCCUCAACGACGUCAUGCAGACGGGUGAUAAGAAAGAGAAGAAGAUGGUCUGAAUUUGGGCCGUUAUUGACAGAGAUCUCCUUAUAUUAUCCCACCACUAGAAGAAAUCCAAUCAAAACACCCCUGACGUGCCGUGCUGUAACAUUCAUCUGUGUUUUUACGUUCUGGAGAUAGUGAUGCAUGCAUGAGUCAUGUGCUUUCUGGUCUCCUUGAGUGAAGUAAGUCUUAUUAUAAUUAUGCAACAGCAUAGGGUUGAUUUUAAUAGGUUUUGUGGUUCAUUUACGCAUGCUGUGUUUGCAGUGUCAUUUUUAUAGCUGGUAUUGUGUGUUGCAUGUUUGAUGAGCACUUCAAAGCCGUUCCAGCAUCUUAUUGAAGUGUCACUUUUUCUUCUCAGCAAAGUUAGCCUACCUCUUUAUUUUCUUAUGAAGAUCAUAGGGGGCCUUGCAAACUAGUCCGCAGAUUUCCCUCCAUACAGUCCUCUCCUUUACAUUUAGUAUACUCUAAUUCACAUAUGCCUUCUGCUGUAUUGUUUUAUAUGGAAGCUGUGCAGCAGCGUCGUCAGUGGAUUGCCUGUGAAGGUCACAGGGAGGGUCAUACAGCUGUCAAUAAAAUAGGAGAGGGGAGGUAAACAUGUGCAUCUGACAUGCAGUUCAUUACUGAAGAGACCAAACGUGCUGAACCACAUAUGUGAGUUGUUUUUUAUUUUAUUUUAUUUUUUUAUUGAAGCAGCUCAUUCAGCUGAGCUCUUGGAAUCAGACUUAUUUUAGAUUAUCACUCGGAAAGUGAGGUACUCCUUCGUACAAUAUAAUGAAGCUGUAAAGAGCAUAUGUCAUCUUUUUUACACUAUUUUUUCUUUCCAAUUAUGUCCUGGCUUUUAGCCCAUGAGAUAUAAUUUUUAUGUUCUUUAAGGAAAUAUUUAAAAAAAAAAAGAAAAGAAAAAAAAAACCUCCCCAGGGAAGACGCUGAUCACUUGGCAGCUGUGAGAACACAACUGAAAGUUAUUGAUCAACAAAAUAGCUUCUAGCUUGAAUUUCAGCUUAUAAAGGAAAGAUGUAUAUUCCAGAUAAUCUGGGAGAGCUAGGAAACCUAAUAAACCAGCACCCUAAGCAUGGAUUUAAGCGCUCCGUGUUGUAUUUUCAGUACUCCACGGUAGUGAAUAAUCACUACAGUUAGCAGUUGCUCUGCCCCUAAAGUCAUGUGGCAGAGGGAGGGGAAGUUAAGCUACUGAUAGACACUCAGUCUGACGCUGCAGUGAGACGCGUGUUCAUUUAGCUCAGACACAAAGAAAAAAAAGUGUUGGGAGCUUAAGCUGAUUAUUGACUGAAAAUGAAGUUUAGAGAGAGAGAGCUGUUUUUCUCUCAGUAGAAGUUUUGCUCUGUGACAGAACAUGUAAGUAGUAAAAAGCACUUUUUUAUCUGAUAAACUCUCAAACUCCACUCACCAUGAGUUUUUUUUAAUGUUUUUUUGUGUGCAUGAAACAAACAGAUGACGCCUCAUCAUCCACCUAUUGUACUCACUUUCUGUUUUUAAGACAUGCAACUACAGCACUGUUAAUUUUUUUUAUCUACUUUAAAACAAUAAUAUGCGAUAAUUAUUUUUCUCAUAAAAUAUUAUAUCUGCCCUUUAAGCGUUUGAAACUCUGUCAUGAAUUUUUACAUGGAGCCUGUGAAGAACUGCUGAAAUUCAUUUUUUUUUAGGUGUUGCACUUCCACUGAGAAGAAUUAUUAACAGAUAAGAAAGAAAUGAAUGGAUUCUUUAUCUUUGUACAUCAAAAUGAUAUGAUAACGUGUAUUUUAUAGUUUCAGCUGUACUGCACAGGAAUAAUAGACUAUUUACAUGUGAGUUAAAGACUGUCGUGGUCAAAAAUGGCUCACAGUUGCACUUAAACUGCGUUAGUAGAAACUGGAUAUGUGAGUGGUUAGAAAAUGUAACUAAAACAGUUUGGUCUGAAAUCAGAAUAUUUAAAGCUUUCUCAAUAUUUAUUAAUACGCCUCAUAAAAGAUGUGUAAAAAGUCUUGAAAGUUAAUUCUAGCUGUACAUGUAGGAUGGUUUAUUUAUUUAAAAAUCACAUCAGAUAUACUGGGAAGGUGUGAAAGUAUAGAACAGUGGAGAAUAAUUUCCCACAACAGAAACUAUGACAGGAUUGAUGCGUCAAAUGUGAGCUAUUGAACAUCCUGCAUGCUGUUUUACAGCCUCUUUAAGGCCCAAAACGCAACUUGACUGGAGGAAUUGGGAGAAUCUACCAACCAGAACGAGAGCAGUGAUGAAUUUUACUUGUAUUCUUUAUUAGCGCUGACAUCAUAUUGAUAAUCUGGCGAUUGUUAAAAAAAGAGAUUGGAUAAACUUCAGAGAGGCCCUCAGUACUGUGAUGACCAAAUGUGAUUUUAGUUAUGGGUAAUUUUUAUUCUGGAAAAUUAUUCACAGCAACAAUUCAGUUCAAUCUGCGUGAAAUGCCAACAAUUUGACUUUCAUUCAUUAGAAUAAAUCUUAAAAAAUAAGUUUAUUUGUCAGCUUAUUGUAAUUAUUACUGUGAUUCAUGCUAAAAUGUAAUUCCAACCAUUAUUUUAAAGUUAUAGUUGUUAUUCUUGAUGACGAACUGCCUUCAGCUGGGAUUAUUUAUGGUCACGACUGACAGGGAAAAACUUCUAUGUCUCUAAUUUGACAUAGAAGAAUUAAGUGCUGCUUAUUUAUGACGUUGCCAAAAAGCAAAAAUCUCAACGGUACCAUUUUUUAAAUUUUUUGCCAAAAUGUAAAUGCUGCUUAUAUUUGCAUCAGUGGCGACUGGCUAAACGGUUUUAUUAUUGAAACCAAAACACAUGAACGUUUCUAAUAUGCUAAUUUCAGCUGAUCACACCAGAUAAAAAUAAAUUCAUUGAGCUUUAAUAUUUAUUUCUAAAGCAAUACUUUAUUCAUUCCUUGCACAUCAAACCUGAUUUUGUGAAGGACUGUGAUUCAAUAAGCUCGGUUCUCUGCAGUGAAAACUCGUGACAGCAGACGGAGACUCACUUGUUCGUAGAAGCCACUCAGAAUUUGCACAAAACAAAAUACUGUACCGACCUUAACAUCUCAUUUGCCUAUCGUCGUGAGGCAAAAUGCCUCCAGGUCGUUUUGUUGCGUUUCUCUUCGCUGUUGUGAAAAGUGAUUUAAAAACCUGCAUGGGAUGUGUGUUUUAGUAGAAAAUAAAAUUAACUUGUGAGCAAUUGGUU